Eruca vesicaria subsp. sativa (arugula) is the source of this 1848-nucleotide messenger RNA. Lineage: Eukaryota; Viridiplantae; Streptophyta; Magnoliopsida; Brassicales; Brassicaceae. The record is from the annotation of a GenBank genome assembly.
AAGGGUAUAAUAGUAAAAUGGAAAAGGAUGGCUUUUGGUUUAUGUCGGCUAUUAACUAAAGGAUAAUGGAGAAGAAAAGGGUGGCGGCGAAGCCACAAUAGGUUAGCAGCCUAACCUGACAUCAUUAUAUAUUUAUUAUUUUUUACUUCUUAAACAGUCUCCUCUAUAUAUGUGGAAUAGACGUGACUCGUAAAGUAAGCUAUAGGGUUGAUGGAGAUUGAAUACAAACAAAAACUAGACUUUCCGAUGGAGAAAAAAGGACAGAAGUGGAAUCCGAUGAGUCCAAAGGAAAAGCGAUAUAGAGGGAUAAGGAUGAGGAAGUGGGGAAAAUGGGUGGCUGAGAUAAGAGAGCCCAACAAGCGAUCACGGAUCUGGCUUGGUUCCUACAAAACCGCAUUUGCUGCGGCACGCGCUUACGACACAGCCGCGUUUUACUUACGUGGUCCCUUGGCGAGGCUCAAUUUUCCCGAACAAGUCUUGCGGGACAGAAACGCCGUUGCCGGCGUUGGUGGAGACAUGUCUGCUACGUUUAUACGGCAGAAGGCGGCAGAGGUGGGAGCUAGAGUCGACGCGGAGCUUCGAACGGAGAGUUCUGUAUCAGUGGACAGACCAGAAAAGAAUAAGUUGCCGGAGGCUGGGAGAGUCUGAAAAGCAAAAUGGAUUGUAAUUUGUAUGUAGUUGGUAGUUUACAUGUUGGGUAUGUUCGGUGACAGAGUCAAAACAGAGGUUUUUAUAUAUCUUGCUCUGAGCCUCUGCCAUAGGUAUGGAAAUAAAAUGUUUACAAACGUUGUCGCUCUGCUUAAUAGUGGAUUCGUCAUUUCUCCAUUUUUAAUAUUCAAGCUACCUAAAAUUAUGAAAUUACUCGUUUAAUAGUGUGUUACGUUUGUUUCAGAUUUGUUGCACUCGUUAUAUUAUUAAAACAUAAAGAAUACAUUUAGAUGGUACAACGUUAAACCUAACUCACUGUAUAAAUCCUGUCCUUGAAAUAUCUCUAUAAUCAGAAAUACAUUUAGAUGAUAUUUCAUGCAAGUACAUAGGGUCUAAAUAUCUCUUAUUCUUGUUAGUUUUUUUCACAGCUUUGGGUUGUGAUUGUGAGUUCUGCAGGAUCUCUCCUAGUCUCCUUGUAGGAUUUAUGAUAUGAAUCUGACCAAGUCCAUGGUUGAAGAAGUUUUACUUGUGCUAGAUGUACCAAUGACUCGUGCUAAGACAAAGCGGUUCAAGGAGGUUUUAUUUGGGUUUGUGCAAAACAUGGAAAAUCAAAUACAUAAAAGAUCAAUUAGUACAAGAGGAAGAUGUGUUCAUUUGUGUUCAGGUAGAACAACCGUCGAGCAAGCUGAAAAUCAAGGACGAGAUGGAUGAGCUCAUCAGAACGGAAUCAGACGAGCUCCACAGGUCGUGAUAGGACGAGCUCUUAAGGUCGGGUUAGGCCGACCUGGUUGGACGAGCUCAUCAGGUCGAGAAUGAACAUGGACGAGUGUAGGCGAAGGGUCGAACAACGUGUUGACCAACCAGCAAAACUACCGAACUUUUUCUCGUCUUUCAAACUUCUUGUCAAGAUGCUUCAUUCUUUGCUUGGUUUUUCCACAAUCUAGAAACUAUAUGUUUGAUUACUCUUUCUGAUAAUCGCAUAGAGAUGCAUGACAUGUUGCAGACUAUGGGCAAGGAGAUUACCUAAUAAGAGACUUUGGGUGGCUAUCACUAGAGAGGUUAAUAUGGGGCUCAACUUAAUAGGAUUAACUCUAACCAUGUAAAAAAAAUUCUUUUAGCCCUAGCUAUUAUUGUAGAAACAUGGCUUAAACAAUGGUUAGGCCAAUGAUGUACAUGGUUUAAAUUUUAGCUCAUUUAUUU